AUGUAUGUUAAUCCUGUAGCUUUGCUCAUUUUAUCUUUUGAUUUCAUCUUAGUUAGAAUAUUUUGCCAUGCGUUCAAAAAUUACAUGUUCAUGUGGGUGGAUUGUUUCUCCCGUUGCAACGCACGGGCAUGUUUCCUAGUGUAUAUAAUAAACCAAUCGGUUGCCCUUGGUCGUCCGUCGUGGUUGUUUUGCAAGAAAGCCCCUCAGUUUCCAGGAAAUCAACCCGCCAUCCCUGUUUUAUUACAGAAACAACCCUAUAAGAAUUUCAAUUCAGUCCACAGUCCUUUCCUUCCUCUUAUCCACUCUGCGCCGGCGGCUACGCCCAUUCCGUCGUGCGCCGGCGCCCGACCCGCCGUCGCCGGCGACCACAAGCAACGACCGUUGCACCUCUCCGCGCGCCACCCCGAGGCCCCAGCCACGUCGCGCCACCCCGAGGCCCCAGCUACGCCGCGCCACCAUCCUCCUCGACCUCGCCUCUCCGUGCGAACAAACGGCGUCGCCGCCGGCGGCCACGGCCACCAUGCUUGA
Messenger RNA from Triticum turgidum subsp. durum (durum wheat), 528 nucleotides. The record is from the annotation of a GenBank genome assembly. NCBI's taxonomy places the organism in Eukaryota, Viridiplantae, Streptophyta, Magnoliopsida, Poales, Poaceae.